Molecule: messenger RNA, 7139 nt
Organism: Lethenteron reissneri (Far Eastern brook lamprey)
Lineage: Eukaryota; Metazoa; Chordata; Hyperoartia; Petromyzontiformes; Petromyzontidae
Gene: TMPRSS15
Product: transmembrane serine protease 15
Biological process (GO): proteolysis
Cellular component (GO): membrane
Molecular function (GO): protein binding; serine-type endopeptidase activity
Source: RefSeq, a predicted model, not a curated record
CCGAGCGCAGGGACGCGUCUCUGCUGCGGCCACAUCGCAAGGUCCCCUUUGUGAGAGCAAACAAGGGCCAGGGGGAUAACCGCGACGUGUGUACGUGCGCACAACUCCUUUCGCACCGUACAUAGCCAAUCGCGCUCAUCAGAUCUUCAAGGGGGACCUUGUAGGGACACUUUCCAAGGAAGUCCUCUUCCGAGAAGUCCUCCUCCGGGAUUCCCUUCCAGAGGACCUGCAUCAAGAGGUCUUCCAGAGCCCCGAAUGAGACCUCGAGAGAGAAGCUCCCCGAGAGAGAGAGAAGCUCCAAGAGACCUCGAAGGAGACAUCCAGGUGCCUGUUUAGCGGAGAUUGAGGCCACUUCGUCUGCUUGUUCUCCACCAUGGGCUGUCGCCGAGGCUUGCUCAGUCCCCUGGAGGUGUCUCUGAUCGUCCUCUUCGCGCUGCUCCUCGCUGCCAUGAUCGGUCUCCUGGCCAUCGGGUGGCUCGCCUCCGAGGCGGGCGUUACAGAAGAGUCGACGCAGGUGAGCGGCGUGAGGGCAGCCGAGGGUUCGUUCCGCAUCACGGCCGGAGCCGAUUUCAUGCCGGCGCUGGGAGACAGCAGCACAGACUCGUUCAAAGUCCUCGCCUACGACAUCCAGAGCCUGCCACCCUGUGUGCGCUGCCCUUGUUUGUUUGUUUUGCAGAUGGAUUCUCUCUAUUCCUCCAGCAGCCUCGCCCACCUCUACUCAUUCACAAGCGUGAAGGAAUUCAAGAAUGGCAGCGUGAUCGUGGCCUUUCUGCUCAACUUCCACUCUGCGGUGACGCAGAGUGUCGCCCUGGAGGCACGGAAAGUGCUGAUGAACGCCCUGGCCGGUGACGCCGUGAACGCGCAGCACGGCACACUGGGGCGUUUCAGCAUCGAGUUGGCGAGCGUUGACAUCAGUGUGCCCAUCCUGAUGACUACCCACACACCCGUCACCAUGACGACCACCACUACCCGUAUACCCAUUACCACGACGACCACCACUAUCCACACACCCGUCACCACGACGACCACCACUACCCACACACCCGUCACCACGGCAAUCACCGCUACUCACACACCCGUCACCAUGACGGCCACCACCACUGCAAGUGACCUCUCAUCGGAUUCUGUGAGCACGACAGGCCCGCUGUGUGACCCUUCGAGCUUCUUCCAGUGCAGGGAUGGCAUCUGCGUGCCGCUCGCCACGCGCUGCGACGGCCUCCGUGACUGCGCCGAUGCGGGAGACGAGGAGGGGUGUGUGUCCAGGUGCGACGACAAGUUCCUCUUGAAUGAGACAUCGGGAAGCUUCCAUUCCAAAAACUUCCCAGACAGCUACCCCAUCGGCAUCGUGUGCCACUGGAUCGUGAGAGCGCCGCAGGGUGAAGCCAUCGAGAUUCGCUUCGUGGAGUUUAAUCUCGAGGCGGAGGGAGCCGUGUUCAUCCCCUACGCUGGGCUGGGCAGCGACAAGCAGCGCACCGAGCGCUACACGGGCUUCGCCGACCCGGGCUCCGUGCGCAUCCUCCACAGCGACGCCACCAUCGUCUUCUCCUCGCUGGAGGGCAACGUCCCCAACCAGGGCUUCAACGCCACCUACACCAUAUUCCGGCUGGACGUCCUCACUGAUUACCAGAAGAUAAACUGCACCUUUGAGGACGGCCUGUGCUACUGGCAGCAGCUGGUGCCCCAGGACAACAAAUGGAACCGGCAGACCCGGCCGGGGUUCCCCGGCUUCGCUGGACCCCCACAGGACCACACCACAGGCGCAGGGUAUUACAUCUUGGCCAAGAUGCCCAUGUCCAUGUCUGAGAUUGUCAUGUGGAGUUUGGAGCUCGAGUCCAGCAAUGGGCCCUACUGCCUGCGAUUCUGGUACUACAUGUUCCAGGGCCAGCAGAGUCCGCUGUCGGUGCAGACCCGGAGCGCAUUCGGAGAGGCUCCCCGUGACGUCUGGACUCAGAUGGACGACCAUGGGCAAGUCUGGGUUCCCGGUCACGUCACCCUCAAUGAGUCUACCCCUUUCCAGGUUCUGUUCGUGGUGCAGACGCGGAGACGAAACCCCCACGUGGCACUCGACGACAUCGCCCUGGAGGCGGCCCAGUGCCCCGAGGGGCCCGACGCCGGCCCCACAAAGGAGCCGCUGCUGCCCAAGGACUGUGGUGGACCUACGUGGCUCCGAGAACCAAAUUCGACAUUCACCUCCCCCAACUACCCUGGCCCCUACAUCAGCGAAGCGCACUGCAUGUGGCUCAUCAUCGCCGACGAUGGCAACAACGUCCAACUACACUUCACGGAGUUUGCGCUGGAACAGGGUUUCGACUUCGUGGAGGUCAGGGGUGGAUAUGGCUACGAGGCCAACUCCACCUUCAUCGGCCGCUUCACGGGCGCGGGCCCAGGAGGCGACCUCUUCUCGCCCUCCAGCCUCAUGUCGGUCAUCUUCCUGAGCGACGAGACCAACACCGCGAGGGGCUUCCACGCCAACUUCACGACGGGCUUUCGCCUGGGCCUGCCGCCCCUGUGCUCGGAGGGCGAGUUCCAGUGCCGAGUGGGCGGCUGCGUGAGCGCGGCGUCCGUGUGCAAUGGCAGCUGGGAGUGCGGCGACGGAUCCGAGGAGAGAGGCUGCGUCCGUCUGCUGGACCUCUCUGUGCCGCCCCCCAACGCGACCGCCCGCGGCGUGCCCCAGCUGUGGACGCAGCGCGACGCCGCCUGGGGGAGCGCGUGCGCGGACACGUGGAGCCGGAGCCUCUCCAACCACACCUGCGUCUCCCUGCACUACCCCGACGCCCUGACGCACGACGAGACGACGGAGGCCGAGGGCUACGCUCCGUACGUCGUCGUCAGCGAGACGUCGUCCGGCAUCGAGGCCAGCCCCGUGGAGCGCUGUGAGAGUGGCAGGGUGGCUUACGUCUCCUGCAACCCAAAAGACUGUGGACGCCGCCCGCUGGUUCCGGACGAGCCUGGCCCCACGUCGAGGGGCCCAGCGGCGUUCUCCCCGUCGGGGCGCAUCGUGGGAGGGGGCGAUGCGGAGGCCGGAGCGUGGCCCUGGGCAGCCGCCCUCUACCACCAGGAGAGGUUCCUGUGCGGCGCGGCGCUCCUCUCGGCCCGCUGGCUCGUCACGGCCGCCCACUGCGUCAUCGGGAAAGACUGGGACCCGGGCACGUGGACUGUGUACCUCGGGGUCCGCGACCGGCUGCAGGCGGCGUCGCCGCCCGUCGUGAGGGCGUCGAUCGCGGAGAUCCACAUCCACUCGGGGUACAACCAGGCCACCAAGAGGCACGACGUGGCCGUGCUGCGGCUGUCCGAGCCCAUCGCCUUCACGGGUCACGUGCAGCCGGUAUGCCUCACGGAGCCCGCGUGGGAGUUCCCGGCGGGGUCGCGCUGCUGGGUGGUGGGGUGGGGAUCCACCUUCGAAGGAGGCUCCCCCGCGGCCGUGCUGCAGGAGGCUGCCGUUCCGCUCCUCUCUAACGAACACUGCCGGCCGCUGCUGCAGGACCGCUACAACAUCUCCGCCGACAUGGUGUGUGCCGGCUACGAGGAGGAGGGAGGUGUCGACCACUGCCACGGCGACUCUGGGGGGCCCCUGUCGUGCGAGCGGGACGGGCGCUGGUUCCUGGAGGGCGUCGUCUCGUUCGGAGUCGGCUGCGGGAAUCCCCGACGCCCGGGGGUCUACGCCCGCAUCUCCACGCACGCCGCCUGGCUCUCUGACUUCCUUCACUACCACUGACUCACUCACACAUCAUACACCGACUCACUCACACAUCAUACAAUGACUCACUCACUCAUAAUACACUGACUCACUCACACAUCAUACACCGACUCACUCACACAUCAUACACUGACUCACUCACUCAUAAUACACUGACUCACUCACACAUCAUACACCGACUCACUCACACAUCAUACAAUGACUCACUCACUCAUCAUACACUGACUCACUCAUUCAGCAUACACUGACUCACUCACUCAGCAUACACUGACUCACUCACACAACAUACAUUGACUCACUCACACAUACACUGACUCACUCACUCAUCAUACACUGACUCACUCACUCAUAAUACACUGACUCACUCACACAUCAUACACCGACUCACUCACACAUCAUACACUGACUCACUCACUCAUCAUACACUGACUCACUCAUUCAGCGUACACUGACUCACUCACACAACAUACAUUGACUCACUCAGACAUCAUACACUCACUCACACAGCAUACACUGACUCACUCACACAUCAUACACUGACUCAUUCACUCAUCAACAACUCACUCACACAUCAUACACUGACUCACUCACUCAUCAUACACUGACUCACUCAUUCAUAAUACACUGACUCACUCACACAUCAUACACUGACUCACUCACACAUCAUACACUAACUCACUCACACAUCAUACACUCACUCACACAUCACACACUCACUCAUCAUACAUUGACUCACUCACUCAUCAUACACUGAAUCACUCACACAUCAUACACUGACUCACUCACACAUCAUACACUCACUCACACAUCACACACUCACUCAUAAUACACUGACUCACUCACACAUCAUACACUGACUCACUCACACAUCAUACACUGACUCACUCACACCCCAUCCACUCCCACCGACUCACUCACACGGCACGUCUCCUGUGUUUCUCCUCUACCCCUGCACGACACUCGGCCACGUGGAGUUGUGUCGAGGUGCUGUGCGCCUCGCGUCCUUUCCUUGUUGUUGUAUAUAAUGCACGUGACCCCCGCCUGCCCCUUGAAGCACUGCACUGACUACAUUGUUAAAGAAGGCAUUCAACACACGAUGUAACACAAUUUUUGUUCCUGGGUCGUAAGUAUUCUUUCCUAAUUUCUUAUGCCUCAAAAGUACAGAUAAUGGCUAUUAUUCGGGACAAACAUUGCUUUUUUGACCAGGACAGUGAUAUUUUUAAAUUUACCUAUUUUCCAUGAGAAAACGGGCGAAUUUGUGUAUUUUUGCUCACAUAAAGUCCGAAAAAAACAACAUAUGGAUACAAAUUUACGUAUGUAUACUAAAGUAAUACAAAAAUGACGACAAAAGAUUUAUGUGAGUAGUUUUUCAAGAUUUAUGAUUAUACCGUAAAUCACUUUCACGAAUCAGCCCCCAAAUGCAGUCUCCUAUCAUGUUCUCGUCAUACUGUCCUUGGUAGCGGCGUUCAAAUUCCAGUACAUCCUGGUGGAAGCGCUCGCCUUGCUCCUCCGAGUACGCUUCUAUGUCCUCCUUGAAUUUAUCAAGAUGAGCAUCGAGGAUAUGGACUUUGAGGGACAUCCUACAUCCCAUUGUGCCAUAGUUCUUCACCAGUCUCAACCAGCUCCACGUAGUUUUCGACUUUGUGAUUGCCCAGGAAGCCACAAACCACUGUGACAAAGUUGUUUCAAGCCGCUUUCUCCUUACUAGUGAGCUUCUUGGGGAAUUCAUUGCACUCCAGGAUUUUUAUCUGUGGUCCGAUGAAGACAGCAGCUUUGACCUUUGCCUCAGACAGCUUAGGGAUUAAGUCUUGAAGGUACUUGAAGGCUGCCGACUCCUUAUCUACAGCUCUGACAAAUUAUUUCAUAAACCCAAUUUGAUGUGCAGUCGUGGCAUCAGCACCUUCCGGGGGUUCACCAGUGGCUCCCACUUGACGUUGUUCCUCCCCACAGAGAACUCAGUCUGCUGUGGACAGUCCCACCUGUGGUAGUGCGCCUUGGUGUCCCUGCUGUCUCAAAGGCAAAGAUAGCAGGGAAACUUGGUAAAACCGCCUUGGAGACCCAUCAGGAAUACCACCACUUUAAAGUCAACGAUGACCUUCCAGCCGUACUCAUCAUACUUCAAAGCGUCCAGCAAGGUCUUGAUGCUGUUGUAAUCCUCUUUGAGGUGCACCGAGUGAGCCAGGGGAAGAGACGGGUACUUGUUACCAUUAUGGAGCAGCACGGCUUUGAGGCUCAUGGAUGAGCUGUCAACGAAGAGGCGCCACUCAUUCUGGUUACAGGCGAUUCCGUUUGCCUCGAACAGACUGGUCACAUUGUGGCAGAGGCAGAGCAAAACUCUUGACGGGUGAAGAAGCUGAAAAAAGGUUGGUGACGCUUCCUCUGAUCUUCGACUUGCACACAUUCAUCCAACAAGUUCCACUGCUUGAGCCAAGACGACAAAAGCUCGGCAUUGGACUUGUUGAGACCAAGAUCUCUGAUAAAGUCGUUGAGGUUUCUCUCCUCAGCUCCACCUCUGAAAUUGUCAUCUGGAUCUACAAUGUCUUCCUCGCUCUCUGACUUGCUCCUCUUUUCUAAAGACGGCUGCUCUCGCUCCGGAGGAGUGGGUACGAGACGCUCAUGGCAGUGUGGCACCGGGGCGAUGGAUGAAGGAAGGUCCGGAUACGUGAUAGCAGGUGCAUUCCUGCCAGUCCGACGUUUGGAAGGGUCCACCAUGCAGAAGUAGCAGUUGCUUGAGUGGUCAUUGGGUUCCCACAGAUUAUUGACUAAUGUGUAAGAGAUUCUUGCAACAUUUUUUAUGUAUGAUAUAUUUUUUCAAUAACAUUGAACAUUUUGAAAUAUUUUAAAAUUAAAAACUUUUACAAUUGAAUUAAAAAAAAAAAUUAUAACAUCAAAUUCCGAGCAAAAAUUGUACAUCUUACCUUCCAUUGUUUUUUUGCAUUGCUCACAGGUGAAAUGAAGUGCGCAGGGUUUGCCUUGAUCCCCGACAGGCUUGCCGAAAUAUGCCUUGUAGGCCUCACACAUCUUAUCAGAUGCUUCCACAUAGUACUUUUUCGCUCUUGUCUUUGUAAAUUGACCACAGACAUAGUAAAAUGCAUCUGCCGAAUGCUUGCAGCCUCUUGAUGCCAUCUCAGAAAAUUGCUGAUAUGUAUCCACUUGGGUAGCUGGAACUAAACAGAACUGGUGGGCUUAAGGCCCUGUAUUUAUACUAUUUAUAUUACUGGAACGUUCUAGAAUGUUCUAGAAAUCACUGCAAGUUUACUCAGCACUGAAUCUAUCUGGAAUGUUCUGUAAAAUAGGUAAAUUUCAAAAUAUCAUUGUCCUGGUCACAAAAGCAAAGUUUGUGGGGAAUAAUAGCCAUUUUCUGUACUUUUCAGGCAUAAGCAAUUAGGGAAAUACUACUUACCACCCAGGAACAAACAAAUAAAAAACAUUUUGUUAGAAA